Molecule: messenger RNA, 2749 nt
Organism: Aureobasidium subglaciale EXF-2481
Lineage: Eukaryota; Fungi; Ascomycota; Dothideomycetes; Dothideales; Saccotheciaceae
Exons: 2
Coding region: 150-2639 (829 amino acids)
Biological process (GO): positive regulation of G2/M transition of mitotic cell cycle; establishment of cell polarity
Cellular component (GO): cytoplasm; cell septum
Source: RefSeq, a predicted model, not a curated record
UGUCACUUGUUUAUCUCUAUCCUGCAUCUUCAAUCUGGCCCAUAGUGUGUGAUCCUGCCCGCGAGUCUAAUGUGGCGGUCCAUGUCGCGUGUAUGACGGUCUCCUGAAGUGUCUGGCUUCCCCAUCAACAGCCUCUAUUUCCCAUAGCCAUGCAGGCCUCUCACGAUGCGCCGAGUUAUGUGCGUAGGCAUGCGCCGCAGAUCUCGAUAUCGGACGACAACCACCAUGUCACAGAGGCCAUCGGAGGCAUGUACGGCGGCGACGACGACGAUUACUUGACACCCUCGAACCGCAACUCGCGACCGCUCAGCUUCGUGGGCUCUGCCAUCGAAGCCUACCAACUCUCCCCCUCGUAUCUCGAUACCAAGCGCGCCUCACCGCCACGAUCUCCCCUCCAACAGACUGGCAGCAACGAGAAACUGCCCUCGUCCGACACGGUCACGCGCAAGGGGAGUCUCGGUGCCGAAAACCUCCCUCUGGAUCCGUCCUCUCCACCGACCUUGUCUAGGAACUCUUCGUCAUCCGCUGAGACGGCAACACAGCAGUUUCCACUGAACGACAUUGACUAUGAGUCGAGUCCUGCUGCUGUGGCCCAGGAGCUCAACAACCUUCAGGCCAUUCGACGCAUGUCCAUGAGUGUCGACAAUGCAGAUCCGGACCUACCCAGUUUCGUUCCCUCUGCUUCCACCUCUCCUGAGGCUUCUGACGAUGAUGAAGCCUCACGCCUGUUCUGGGUACCAGCACGCCUCCAUCCCGAACUCGCCCCUAAGGAAUUCAAGACGUUUGUCGAGGAUCGUGUUGAUCGCAUAAGGAAGCGCUCGGGCUCUGGCGACUCUCUGAUGCCCGGUGUGGAGAGAUCAAACUCCGGUAGCAGUCUCACAAGGAAAAAGAGCAUGCUUUCACGCCAGAUUGAUUCGUCCAAGGGUUACGAAGAUGGUGCAGAACGCUUGCAAAGAAAGCGAUCAGAGAAGGAACACUCACAAACAUCGCCAACCGCCGAGAAUCUACAAGAGCUGGAAGGUCUGGUCAACAACGUUACUCUGGAUUCCACUAGGAACAGUCUCGACUCGGCCAUCUCAAUGGCAGAGGCACCGGUAUUGCCUGCUCCAGGUCCAACGCUCAAGCGAUCCACGCGAACCUAUAUGCGCAAGGAUCGUGCACCUUUCUCCAGACGAGCUCUCAGCCGUCAGUCCGACCACAGCAAACAUUCAGAGUCCGACGGCGAGGGGGGUCGUGCUCCUUCGCCCUCCCUAUCUUUACGAGAGCCUCCUUCUCCGGGAAUUACGCGCGUGCAGACAGAGCCAGGCUUUGCUCGUGAAGCAGCUACUACCAGUGGUGCAGGACGUUUGACCUCUGCUUCCUCCGAAGAUUUAGUCGAACACAAGUCAAAGGCUAGCCCAGCAAAGGAAACUGCUGCUCAAAACACUGCUCCCGUGACCACAUUCCACUCACGAAUCGCUACUAACGGUCGUACCACUGCCCCGAUACCUGGAGCUAGCAGCCCGAUUCCGCAGAUAGUCGAGACUCCUCCGCCGGCGAACAACUUCACCGUGCCAGAGAGAAAAUCAUCACACAUACCGCCGUCUCAGCAGCAGCCGCAGCAGCAUUCAUCCUCACCUUCUACGCAUGGGCCGUCGCAACAGCAUGCCGCUCCUCCUCGUGCCCGUCCCAGUGCGAGAGGCGCGCACUCCAGACCCGGUCUCGUCCAUUCAAAUUCAUCUCGUUCAACCUCUGCGAAAUCCACUCUGGAAGACAUAUCAUCCCACCCCUCGCCCCUACCUGGUAGUGGCAAUACGCGAACCGAUGCGCUCACAAUGGUACCAACCUACGAAGAGAAGAAGGUCGAAAAGAAAGACAGUCGGAAAACAAGCUGGAAUUGGCUUCUCGGUAGUGAGGAGAAGGAUAGAGAAAAAGAACGCAAGAUUGAGGACAAAGAGCGCGAGAAGGAGGCUUCCAAGAAGUCAAAGGCCGCUGCUAAACAACAUCCCAAGCCUGCGGAGAAGACUCGACUUGAUGUGCUGCAGUCUUCCAUCGACGGGAAUGCCACUGUCCCCAAAGGUCGAGAGUCAAUCGUGCUUGACCGGGAUAGCUUUAAACUUGAGGAAGAACGUAAGAGAGAAAGCUCGCGGAAGUCCGCAGAUGGCAGAAAAGACAAAGACACCGGCAUUCUCUCUGCCAUUUUUGGAGGAGGUAAGCGGUCAAAGGAGCAAAAGCAACAACAGCAAGCCCCCAAAGAGUCUCUCAGAGCGCCCUCUCCAGAACCUGCUCCCAGGAUACUUCGACCAGACAUCGACUACAACUGGACCCGCUUCAGUAUCCUGGAAGAACGUGCUAUAUACAGGAUGGCGCAUAUGAAGCUUGCGAAUCCUAGAAGGCCGUUGCACAGCCAAGUGCUCCUAUCCAACUUCAUGUACAGCUACCUCGCCAAAGUGCAGAUGUAUCAUCCUCAGAGCCAGGCACCUGCAGCACAAAAGACAGCCCAAGCUAGGCAGCAGCAACAACAAGUGCAACAACAAUUGCAACAGCAGCAACAACAAGACGCAGCAGAGGCAGAAGCCGAGGAGAAGCAAGCGCAGGAGUAUAGCAAAUAUCAGGAAUGGUCGGAGGUCAGUAGUCGAAACGACACGCAUGACCGGUAACCACAUGGCUGACAUUCUUAACAGCAACGUAAAUCAGGAGACUAUACUGCCGCCGGCGCUGAACAGCCUCCCACUCAGCCAGCUCACGAAACACCGAACAACAAUUCGAC